GGCCACCUAGCUAGGUCAGCUCAGCCAUUUCGACUUAGCGACGGCCUCAGGGCGGUCCUCCUAACUCAUAUAUAACCGUGGGCCGCGGCGCCGCUCCCAAACUACCGCGCGCGGAGAGUUAUGGCGACUGGAGUGAGCCUGAGGAAAGCGCUGUUUGCUUAGCGGCCGGCGGCGGCGCGGCGGUCGCAGGCGGGGCGAAUGACGCCACAAUACCCCCCGAGUGGCCCCGCGACGCCGCGCCGGCCGACGGGCGUCGUCCCCGUCGCGUCGCGCGCAUCGUUGCUCGACGAAUUCGAAUUUUCGCCGCGCAGGCACCAUGUCCGGCGGCACCAUCCCGCAGCUCAACGGCAAGUUCUCGCUCGGCGCGAGCGGCUUGGACUACGACAUCUCGUCCCCCACCCAUGACAUCGAGGCCGUGGCCGCCGGCGCGAUCAUGUUCGGAGGCGGCCAACGCGCCGUCCAGGGGCGCGCGCCCUGGGUGGCGCGGCGCCCGGGCCUCCCCCGCGGGCCGCAGCCGCGCGCGCGCCGCCCCCACGUCACGCCCUUCUCCGGCAACGGCAACAAGCUCGGCGGCGCGUCCUCGGCCUCCAAGCGCAAGCCCAUCGUCAAGAAGGUCGUCGUGAAGAAGAAGGCCGCGCCGGCGUCCAAGCCCAAGGCCGCCGCCGUCGUCGUCGACGACAAGUGGGCGUGCGCGCAGUGCACGUUCUUGAACGAGAAGGAGCACCUCGCCUGCGGUAUGUGUGCUGGCGUGCGCUACCAGGACGACUUCACCGAGUAGGCGACGCCGUACAUGCCCCCUCCCCAUGAUAAG
Molecule: messenger RNA, 811 nt
Organism: Pelagomonas calceolata
Lineage: Eukaryota; Pelagophyceae; Pelagomonadales; Pelagomonadaceae
Source: the annotation of a GenBank genome assembly